AUGAUGAUGGUUCAGGUGGAUGCAUGCAUAAAUCAUGAAUGCGGACCAAAUGGUGAAUGUAUUCCAUUGAAUUUCACUUAUUACAAGUGUAAAUGCAAGCUCUAUUACGAUGGACCAAGAUGCGAUCUUUUCAAACCGAUUGAGCGAGCAGCGCGCUUUGACGGAGAUGCCUUCUUGGAAAUAUCUUCCGAUGAAUUUCCACACCUAACUUCCGAGAAGGAAGAAGUGGUAGAACUUAAGUUCAAAACCAAGGAACAGAAUGGUGUCCUUUUCUGGCAAGGACAAGAGCGUGGUACCUCCGUUGUAGGUGAGGACUACUUUUCAGUGGGAUUAAUUGAUGGAUAUCUGCACUUCUCCUACGAGCUAGGCGGAGGAGCAGCUCAUAUGGCAACCGAACAGCGAGUUGAUGACGAUAAAGAACAUGUAAUUCGGAUUGGUUCCUAUCACUUGAAGAUUUUCUUUGUUUCAAGAAAAGGUCGGCGUGGCGUUCUCAAGUUGGAUAAUCACACAGAGCAACGAGGCUUUAGCAGCGGAAUUCUGGCCAUGCUCAACGCGGAUGGGAACAUCUUUAUCGGUACGUAA
Messenger RNA from Strongylus vulgaris, 582 nucleotides. NCBI's taxonomy places the organism in Eukaryota, Metazoa, Nematoda, Chromadorea, Rhabditida, Strongylidae. The record is from the annotation of a GenBank genome assembly.